AUGGAGUUAGAGCUACCUAAGCGACUGUAUGCAGAGGGUUUGGAACCUCAGGUCAAGAAGGUCAACAAUUGCUGCCGCAUGGAACUUAUCAGGGAUCUGAAGAAAGCUAUGUCUGCAGAGUACAAUGAUGUGAAGAUAGAUCCGGUUUUUAAACACAUCAUGGCUAUUGCGGAAAACAAGCUCAAGUUUUCAGGGAAAUUGGUGGAUAGUUUCUUAUGUAAGCAGCUGAUUACCUCGAAGAUGCAUGAGAAGUGGUUUGUCUUUGCGAGGACGCCUCUCCGGUUUUCCCUUCAGGAGUACCAUGCUAUGACAGGCCUCAAAGUUUCUCGGGAAAGUAGCAGUGAUGUUGUAACAUGGAAAAAUGACGGAGGGUUUUGGAGUAACCUACUAAGGACAGGUGAUAAGAUCACGUUGAAGUCGAUCAGAAAGGUGCAUCUAAAAGAAGUUCACAAGUGGACUCGGAUUGAUAGGAUGAGGUUGGUCUACCUGUGUGUGAUAAUGGGUGUGGUGAUGGGGAGAGAUGAGAAGGUGAACAUCCCUGAUAUGUACAUCAAAUUGGUGAUGGACCUUGACAAGCUCCGCAAGUUCCAUUGGGGUCUUCACUCCUAUGACUUCCUGCUGAGUUCUAUUGAGAAGGCUAGGAAGAAGUUGGGUAAGAAGAACAGCUACAUUUUCGAGGGUUUCUCCUAUGCUUUCCAGAUUUGGAUUAUGGAAGCAAUUCCAGAUUUUGGAGAAAUAUGUGGCAGCAAAGUCUCGGACAGUUUCAGCGGUCCAAGGUGUGGAAAUUGGAAAGGAGUUGCAAAAGGAGACUUGUUCUCUGUAAUUUCAGUGAGUGGCAAUGGUGAUGUGUUGAGGGAUGCUGAUUAUACAAGGAAGGAUGAGAUGGACAAUGAACGUGUGGACCUUCUUCUCGAUAGGAUUAAAUACAGGUUUGAUUGGAGCAACACAGAAUGGCCAGUUAUAGAGGCUGAAGAGACUGAGAUGGAGGAAGCCGAUACAGAGUCGGAAGCUGAUAAGAGUGUGGAUGAUACUGAUAUUGCAGCAGACGUGGAGACAUCUUCGGUUAAUGUUGCUGGAAGAGGCAAGAGAAAGAUUCAGGAUGAAGGAGCCGAGACAAGAAAGAAGAAGUUGCUGUGUAAGCGAACAGCAGAAAAAAACAGAGUAUUGAUCGUGAAGCGAAGAGUUUCAUUGAGGGUUUAG
Messenger RNA from Brassica napus (rape), 1200 nucleotides. RefSeq lists its product as uncharacterized. NCBI's taxonomy places the organism in Eukaryota, Viridiplantae, Streptophyta, Magnoliopsida, Brassicales, Brassicaceae. The transcript is spliced from 2 exons. Bases 1 to 1200 code for a protein of 399 amino acids. The record is from RefSeq and is a predicted model, not a curated record.